Plectropomus leopardus (leopard coralgrouper) is the source of this 1159-nucleotide messenger RNA. RefSeq names its product translation machinery associated 16 homolog (gene tma16). Gene Ontology annotation, cellular component: nucleus. Lineage: Eukaryota; Metazoa; Chordata; Actinopteri; Perciformes; Serranidae. The record is from RefSeq and is a predicted model, not a curated record.
AUGAUGACGGACCGCACACUUCCGGUCCGGUUGUCAACAGAGAAGCAGCACGCGUGUCUUCAAACAGUCAACAUGCCUAAAGCUCAGAGAGGAAACGGAAAAGCUCCGGAGAAAGUUGUUCACCCGUACAGCAGGAAAGCUGCUUAUCUGGCGCGAGAGGAAAUCAGACUGAAAAGGAAAGAAAGGCAGAAAAAUGACAAAGCAACUCGCCUGAGCAACAUCGGUGAGAAGCUGUUGUGGUUUCAGGGGCAGUUGGAUCCAGAAAAGACGACCUACACCAAAAAAGACGCCUGUGACAUCGUUGAAAGGUACCUUCACAGGUUUGAUUCUGAACUCGAGCAGAUUGAGCUGAUGAACGGGAUCAAAGGUCGGCAGGGUCGUCUCCAUGGCGCCAGAGAGGCUGUCAUCAAACAGACCAUCGAGAGGGAGCGAGCGCAGUACGAGGGCGUCGGCUUUGAGAUCCCAGACAUCAUUAAUGCAAAACAUCUGAAAACAUUCAGGGAGUGGACUGGUGAUCUGAAGAAACUUCCAAAUAUCAAACUGCGGAAGGUGUCUAACAAAAGUCUGGACACAAAGAAUGAAGAGGAGAAGCAUGACGACAAAGAAGACGAGGAGAAGCAUGACGACUUGGAAGAUUACAAUGAGGAUGAUGAUGAUGACUUGGAUGAUGAGCAGCUGGAUGACAUGGUGCUGAUGUCGGACUGAAACUCUUCACACCUGCGUCAGUAUCAAAGACUGUGGAGCUGAGCUCAGACGGCCUUCAGCAAAGACUUCUUAUUGAAAAAGUGUGUUUUUGUGUGUGUGUAUGUGUGUGUGUGUGUGGGCAAAAGGCUGCUGCUUCACGACUGUCCAGAAGAUGGUGUCAGACUCUCAAAAUGGAAAGCUAAAAUUUUCUGCCCUCCGUCAAAGUCUUCUUGGUGCUCAGUGACUUCACACCAGCCUGUGAGGGGUUCUACAUUCAUUGUUUAUUGCACAAACAAAUAUGAAUAGUGUGUAACCUGAAUACUCCAUUUUAUCCAAUCAGAGAUAGAAAAAAGGUUUUGACAGAGAUGUUGAGUGCUUUAAUGUCGUGGUGGCUAUAAGACACAGAGAAAAUGUUGCUUUCUGUGACGUGACAGCGACACUGAUUAAAAAACCAAAUUAAACCUGUAGAAAAGUG